UACGGUCUUCGCUAUCAUUCUGUAUUCCGAAAACGCAGACGACAGAUAUCGCAUAAGCUAAGGCUGCAUAAUAAGUCUAUAAGUUGCGUACCUGUGAAAAGAAAUUGGUGCACGUUGUUUACAUAAUGGCAGACGUGGAACUAUCCUCCGAUGAAUAUCCGGGAUUUACAGGUGUUGAAUGCCCGGAACCAUUUAUUACAAUGCCACCACAACCCAAAGUUCAAAAGCCAGGCCAAUUAACGCCAGAAAAAGUACAGGAGUAUUUUAACCAGGGAUUUACAGUGGCGGAUGGAUUCUUUACGCCAGAAAAAAUAGAGCCAUGCAAGCAAUCGUAUUCCCGUCUAAUAGGUGAAAUCGCGCAGAAACUUUACGAUGCUGGGAAAAUUAAAAACUUAUACGAAGGAUACAACAUGAGUGAUCGCCUCAUCAAACUGGAACAGGAGUGGCCGGGGGCAGUGGUCAUGUUGCUAAAACUGGGUCAGCUCACACCGGAAUUCGCCGCACUUUAUCAGCACGAGCGGCUUCUCAACGCCAUAGAGCAGCUAGUGGGACCGGAAAUAGGGGCCAGCCCAGUGUGGAACACCCGUCCUAAGACCCCUAACCACGCCGAAACAGAAGUCCCUUGGCAUCAAGACUCGGCGUACUUCGACAAGGACAGCUACCGGAUGUUGAUCGCCACGGCUUGGAUCGCGUUUGUUGACAUCACUCGUGAUAAUGGCUGUAUGCAGUUUGUAAGAGGUGGUCAUAGAAAAGGAAUGGUUUGCGUCCACGAAUGUUGUGACAACUUCUACCUAAUGAUCAAAGAUGAAGAGCUGCAGAAUAGGCUAGGUGCGAACCCCGAUACUGACUUCAUUUCGUGUCCGGUGAAAGCGGGCGGCAUCGUCUUCUUCAACAAUAUGACGCCACAUCGCAGUCUACCCAACCGGUCUGAUCACAUCCGGUUCGCAAUGGAUCUGCGGUAUCAGGACGCGAACAAACCCUGGGGCUUUUACGGUAUGAGCAAGGGAAUCCUUCUCCGCUCGCCGUCACAUCCGGGUCACGUGCCUGAUUGGGACUUUUACUGCAAUCAGAACCGUUACUCGGAGAUCGAGAAACGUUCGGGUGACCUUUCGGACGGGUUGAACACGUUCCUGACCGGCCCACACAUGGAGAUGUGGAAGAUUGUAAAGGCGAGUCGCCACACGGAGCAGUACUUUAAAGAGAAACGUGAAAAGGAAGCGCAGAAAUGAUAAGUGUUCCGAAUAACGAAAUGCUAGUUGCUCUUGUUCUAAAAUGAAAUAGUAUAAAUGUUUUAUGCUAUCGUAUAUCACUGCAGUAACUUCAUGAGCAUGUAACAAUGAUCGUUUGUAGUUUUGUUUACAACAUGAAAUGUUUUAUACCAGAUUAUUGUUAGUGAAAAUAAUGCAUUUUAAUAAAUGUGUGCACGUAACAUGUAAUUGCUUUUUUGUUAAUCAAUUUCAAUUAAAUUAAUAUGGCAUGAUUUUUGUUAAAUUGUUAAAGCUUUACAAGUUAACUGUAUAGUAUUGUGAUUACAACACGUUACUAUUUAUAUUUGUAUAUCCGUCGCAUUAGCAAAAUCUUCAAUCGUUUUUGAUUCACCUAACUGUAACGUAACGUAUAUUCCCUUCUACAGUUUUUAGUUUGUCUAUUUAGACGGAUCUAUUUAUUUUAAAGAGAAGUCGUUUUAACGUCAAGUACCAUGUCAACAUGUAUACGUUCUGUGUGAACUGUUGAAAAAUAAAACGCCAGUCAAAUA
Molecule: messenger RNA, 1756 nt
Organism: Dreissena polymorpha
Lineage: Eukaryota; Metazoa; Mollusca; Bivalvia; Myida; Dreissenidae
Product: phytanoyl-CoA dioxygenase domain-containing protein 1 homolog
Exons: 11
Coding region: 126-1229 (367 amino acids)
Source: RefSeq, a predicted model, not a curated record